CAAGCCAGGUUGGCCGAACAGAAUGCGUGCGUCAGUCCAGGAUGCAGGUCUGCUUCCCCGUGGGGCAGCCGCGGCGACGUCCGGCGUCUCCUCCUUCCGAGCGGCCGUCGGCGCGCAUGGCAGCACCGAGCAGUGGAUUGCAGCGCUCGCGCUGCUCCGGGAUGCCACUCGGUCGCGCGCAAGAGUCGAUGCCUCUCUCCACAACGUCCCAUCAGCACGUGUGGAAAGUGCGCGCGGUGGCGGGAGGCGGUGUCGCUGCUCGGGGGAAUGGUGGGGGGGGAGUGGGAGCCAGACGUGGUCAGCUACAGCGCUGGGAUCAGCGCGUGUGCGAGGGGCAGACAGUGGCUGCUGGCGCUGUCGCUGCUCAGGUGCAUGCGGGAGGUUCGGCUCGAGCCCAACAUCAUCAGCUACAGUGCUGCAAUGACCGCGUGCGAGAAGGGGGGGCAGUGGGAACAGGCGCUGUCGCUGCUCAGCGAGUCGCAGGAGGCGAGUCUGGAGCCCAACGUAUUCUCUUCAGCUACAGCGCCGUGAUCAGCGCUUGCGAGAAAGGUGGGCAGUGGCAGCAGGCACUGUCGCUGCUGGGCGAGAUGUGGGAGGCGCUGCUGGAGCCGAACGUGAUCAGCUACAGCGCUGGGAUCAGCGCAUGUGAGAAGGAAGGGCAGUGGCAGCACGCUCUGACUCUGCUCGUUGAGAUGUUGGGGGCGAGGCUCGAGCGAGACGUCAUCAGCUACAGUGCUGGGAUCAGCGCCUGCGCGAGGGGCGGGCAGUGGCAGCGUGCCUUGUCGCUGCUCAGCGAGCUACGGGAGGCGAGGCUGGAGCCCAACGUCAUCAGUUGCAGCGGCGGGAUCAGCGCGUGCGAGAAGGGAGGGCAGUGGCAACAGGCGCUGUCGUUGCUGAGAGAUAUGUGGGAGGCGAAGCUGGAGCUGGACGCGAUCAGCUACAAUGCUGGGAUCAGCGCCUGCGGGACAGGCGAGCAUUGGCAGGAGGCGCUGUCUUUGCUGCGCGAAGUGCUCGAGGUGACGCUUGAACCAGACGUGUUCAGUUACAGCAGCGGGAUCAGCGCGUGUGCAAAGAGCGAUCAGUGGCAGUACGCGCUGUCUCUGUUCGGGGAGCUGUUCGAAGCUAAACUGCCACCUAACGUCGUUAGCUACACCGCGGGGAUUACUGCCUGCGAAAGAGGAGGGCGGUGGCAGCAGGCGGUAUCGUUGCUCAGCGACAUGUGGAGGGCGAAGUUACCACCCACUGUCAUCAGCUGUAGCGCGGGAAUUAGUGUUUGCGAAAAGUUUGGACAGUGGCAGCAGGCGCUGUUGUUGCUGGGGAACCUGAGGGAAGCGAAGCUGCAGCCAGAUGUUCAGCUACAACGCUGGCAUGAGUGCGUGCGAGAAGGGUGGGCACUGGCAGCAGGCGCUGUGUCUGUUCGGAGAGCUGCGGAGAGAGAAGCUGGAGCCCGACGUCAUCAGCUACAGCAGUGCGGCCAGCUCCUGUGCGACGGGCGGGCAGUGGCAGCAAGCCGUGUCGUUGCUCCGCGACAUGCUGGAGGCGAGGUUCGAGCCAGACUCAGCUUCAAUGCUGGGAUCAGCGCCUGCGAGAAGGGCGGUCAGUGGCAGCAGGCUCUGUCGCUGCUCAGCGAGAUGUGGGAGGUGACGCUGGAGCCCGACUCAGUUUCAACGCUGGGACCAGCGCCUGCAGGAACGGCGGGCAGUGGCAGCAGGCUCUGUCGCUGCUCAGCGGGAUGUGGGAGGCGACGCUGGAGCCUGACGUCUGUCGUCUCUGAUGUGUCGUUGCGCCAUGAUUCGCUCUGUCUGCCGUGCCGCAGCACUGUUGUCUGGAAGGUGAGCCGUGCCGCAUGUGGGCUGCCGUCCUCACUUUGCAUGCGAGUGCGAUCUCGUGAACGGUAGUCCACGGGCCAGCCCUAGCCCAAGUCAGCUACAACGCUGCGAUCGGCGCGUGCGAGCGAGGCAGCCAGUGGCAGCCGGCCCUGUCGCUGCUCGACGAGAUGUGGCAGGCGAAGGCAGAGCCCGACCUCAUUCACGUACACCGCUUGGAUAAGCGCGUGUGGGAAGGCCGAGCAGUGGCAGCGGACUGCGGUGCUGCUCGGCAAGAUGCGGGAGGUGAAGCUGGAGCCCGACGGCGGCGUUCGCAACAUCGGCAUCAGCGCUUGUGAGAGGGCCAGUUGUCUUGAUCCUGGGUCCUGGAUGCUCUCUGGUCCAAGCAGGGUUGCACUCCUGCGAGGCCGGGCCCAGGCGCCGGUGGCAGCAUGACAAGUCUUGACGAGUUCUUCGGGGCUCCCCGCCGUUCAUCCGAAGCGCUGCAGCCAGGGCGCGCGAGGAAGGCGACCAGCGGCAGCUGGUCUUGGUGCUGCUCAGCGAGAUGUGGGGUCCGAUGGCACAAGCCCUCGAUUGGCAGCGUCGCGCCAGUGAAUGUACGUCUCCGUCAGUUGCUGCGUGACUCUGGGGCCAGCGGUUGCCAGAAAGCGGCACGUCCUGCCGUGGGUGCCGGCUCCGUCCUGGCCCCAGCAGGCGGCCCCUCCCGAGAGGCGCAGUCUGAGGGUGACGGCAGCCCCACCACGACGUUGGGGCCAGCACUUGCGAGAAGGGCGAACACUGGCAACAGGCUCUCUGCUCAGCGAUCCUGUCACCAGAGCGCCGAGCAACGAGAUCAGUGGGGUGGUAUCGGUGAACUCGGACAUGAGCUCACGGGCCCGAUCUGGAGGAAACGGAGCGAGGAGGCACG
Molecule: messenger RNA, 2733 nt
Organism: Prorocentrum cordatum
Lineage: Eukaryota; Dinophyceae; Prorocentrales; Prorocentraceae
Source: the annotation of a GenBank genome assembly